Messenger RNA from Phytophthora infestans T30-4, 1968 nucleotides. RefSeq lists its product as uncharacterized. Lineage: Eukaryota; Oomycota; Peronosporomycetes; Peronosporales; Peronosporaceae. The coding region runs from base 14 to 1855 and encodes 613 amino acids. The transcript has a single exon. Gene Ontology annotation, cellular component: extracellular region. Gene Ontology annotation, biological process: proteolysis. The record is from RefSeq and is a predicted model, not a curated record. Gene Ontology annotation, molecular function: protein binding.
AAAGCGUGCAAAUAUGCUCAGCGCGAAAGUCCUGAUCUUCACCGUCGGUGUCCUCGCCGCGGUCGCGGAGGCCGCGGGUACCUGUCCGUCUAUCGAAAACAACGUCGACUACAGUGGCGCCGACAUCGGCAGCGCUCGUAGCUCGUCAGCGAAUGGAUGUUGCUCCAUUUGCUCCAGCACGAAUGGCUGCGGUGCGUUCACUUGGACCAACUACAACGGCGGUACGUGCUGGUUGAAGCAGUCCAAGGGCACUGGAAAUGCCAGUAGCGGCUCCAUCUCGGCCGUUCUCCAGACGUCGUCCUCGUCUGGAACCUGCCCUCCUCUGGAAAACAACGUCGACUACAGCGGUGCUGACGUCGGCAGUGUCCCCAGCUCGUCGGCCAACGGAUGCUGCUCGAUCUGCUCCAAGACGAACGGCUGCGGUGCGUUCACCUGGACGAACUACAACGGCGGUACGUGUUGGCUGAAGCAGUCCAAGGGCACCGUAAAGGCCAGCAGUGGCUCCAUCUCCGGUGUGGUGCAGUCGUCGUCCUCCUCAUCGGCCACUUGUCCGUCUCUGGAGAACAACGUCGACUACAGCGGCGCUGACGUCGGCAGUGCUCCCAGCGCCAACGCUAAUGGGUGCUGCAACAUCUGCUCCAACAACAACGCCUGCGGUGCGUUCACCUGGACCAACUACAACGGCGGCACUUGCUGGCUCAAGAGCUCCAAGGGCAGCGCCAAGUCCAGCCCCGGCUCUAUCUCGAGCUCUGUCCAGAAGUCCAACACUGGCGGCAACACCGGUGGCGGCUGGAAGAUGUCGCCCGUCAAGGUCGUCCAAGCCCGUGUCCAGGGUGACGCGCCUGUGUGGCACCCGGAAGUGGGUCUGUGGCUGUCCAAGUUCGGCACCAACGCGGAGCAGAACUACGUCAACAACCUGGACACCGUCAACACGGCGUCCGUUGAAGGCGCGCUCAUGUACGUGCAGGCCGAGGGCAUCAACGUGAACGAGCAGUCGGUCAAGUGCCGGCGUAAGAACAACAUGCAGUACGUCGUCUUCUACGAGAUGACCAUCGUCCAGCCGACCAACAGCAUCAAGUACUACGAGAACCACUCUCCUCCGGAGUACGGUGACUUCGUCGCUAUGGACGGUGCCAAGUGCACGAACGCCGGCGCGGAUAUCCCCAAGAGCUGCAAGGUGUACUACGGACUGGACGGUACCAAGGACAUCGGUCCGAACGUCGGGUGCAACCCGCAAGGGUCCGACCCGCGUGCGCCGUACCCGAACAACUACUGGUGCUCGUUCCCCAACUCGUGCGCUCAGAAGUACCGUGCGGACAAGACGAACGAGUGCAGAGCUCAGUACGACGGCGGUCUGUGCCCCAUGGGCGUCCAGCCUGAUGGCGUCAAGUGCACGUACAACUACAAGAUUCUGGGCUACCUGAACAUCGACGACCUGGUCGGUAUCACGAAGAUGGGCUUCCAGACCUACCAGCAGUUCUGCCAGAGCGGCGGUAUUGAGUUCAAGGCUAGAAACACUGGCCGUGGCUUCGAGGUCGAGCAGUGCAUUGACUUCUGGAAGAACCCGGGAGACCAGAACGCCAACGCUAACCGUGCCGCCCAAAUGGUGACCACGUACAACCAACUGAUCAGCAGUGGCAGGAGCCCCAACAUGAGUCCUCUGCCUUCGGUUGAGAGUAUGUCUGCGUCCAACCCCAAGUGCUACCAGAACAGUGCCGUGUGCGCGCGUGCCAGUUCGGAUGCAAGCGCUCGCUCUUCUCGCAGAUCUGCUCCGUGUGCUCGGGUCCGGAUGCUGGAUGUGAGAAGGCUCCGGCUGGCUACUCGUUCUCAACCUGACGCUACCUCUAGAAACUAAGCGUGCCCAGAUGACAUCUUCGACGUGCAAUUCACACCGCGUCUUGUUCAUAGGGAUUUUAAAACUUUGUAGAUGCUCCAAUGACUGCUAACAAAACAGUACGUACGUUAAGA